This is a messenger RNA of Owenia fusiformis, 869 nucleotides long. The record is from the annotation of a GenBank genome assembly. Lineage: Eukaryota; Metazoa; Annelida; Polychaeta; Sabellida; Oweniidae.
CUUAUACGCAAGUCAAUUUAAACGCCUUUCCUUUUACUCGAAGAGUCCGGCGAAAAGAACCCAAAUCCAAAGACAAACCCAUGGCUCAUUCCCCACUAUCCGAAGCUCACAAGGCGGCUUUGAGAUCGUGUCGUGUCAAACUAGAGGAGAGUCUCGACGUGGACUACAUAUUAGCCAGGUGUCUCCAAGAUGACGUUAUAUCACAGCAAAUGAAAGAGAACAUCGAAGCGAAAUCCACACGAAACCAAAAAUGCAGCGCGUUUUUAGACAUUUUAUUAACGCGUGGACAGCAGGCGUUCAAUAACUUUAUCGCCGCCCUAUCUGUCAACUAUUCUUUUCUGUCAGUACCACUGGAGAGGGAAUUGCGUGUUAAGGCGUUAUCUAUAGCAAAAGCUAGUCUUGUUCAUGCAAACGAAAUCAUGGUUGAUCGAAAAGAGGCUGAUGAAGAAGAGGUCGAAAUAUCCCGCGCUUCUGUAGAAAACAUCAAGAAACUUAUGAUACAACUGAGAAAAACACUUGGAAUGCCAACGUCAACUGUAUCGGGAAAGGGUAAAAUUAUGAGAUCCUCGUCUAUGAAUAAACUGUCUGAUGCCCACAAAGCAGCUUUAAGAUCCAGUCGCAUUGAUAUCGAGGAAAGCCUGGAAGUGCAGGAUAUUUUACCUAGAUGCAUUCAAGAUGGUAUGAUAACCCAAAGAAUGAAAGCAACAGUUUUAGCUCAUCCGACCAGACACGAGAGAUGUAGUGCAUUUUUGGAUAUUCUAGAAACACGGGGAAAGAAAGCAUUUGACAUCUUCGUAUCAGCUCUUCAUGACGACUACCAUUUCUUGAAGCUUCCCCUAAAGAGAGAGCUACGCAUACAGGCACUGGCC